Spea bombifrons (plains spadefoot toad) is the source of this 697-nucleotide messenger RNA. Its product is annotated as proprotein convertase subtilisin/kexin type 5-like. The transcript has 2 exons. The record is from RefSeq and is a predicted model, not a curated record. NCBI's taxonomy places the organism in Eukaryota, Metazoa, Chordata, Amphibia, Anura, Pelobatidae. Bases 100 to 588 code for a protein of 162 amino acids.
AUAUGUCAGCUCUGUGAUUCCUCAUGCAGACAUUGCUCCGGUCCUGGACCUAAUCACUGCGUUUCAUGUAAAAGCAACAGUGCUUGGUCCCCGGCAGAAAUGAGGUGCAUUCAGUGCUGUGACGCACAGAUUGACCAGGAUGACUGCUGUUUUUGUGACUCAAACUCUGUCUUGUGUGUAAAGCACCUGCAGGUGGAAGCAGAACAAGUAGCUUUGAAGAACCUGAAGCAAAGUCUCAUAUCUUCUCACAAGGUCUAUCAUCCUGCUGUGGCUCCUACUUUGGUUCUCCUGUUGCUAUUCUUCAUUAUCGUAGUACUUAGUAUAUGGCAAGCCAAAUCCAAGAAAAUGUUAUGCUGGAAACAAAGUUAUGAAAAGCUAGGUGGUAUUUCUCAAGCUGUCUCCUUCUACGACAAAGGCGAAAAUAAAAUUGUCCUGAAGAAAGGUUCUGAUACUGAAGAUGACAGCUUUGAUGAGUGUGACAUAGUAUAUAGCACCUGUGAUGGGACUAUUUAUAGAAAAUUAAGCUUUAAACAUAGUACAGCUGACAAGGAAGGGGUGCAUGAUCAACUAUAUUUAGCCAAAUUGUGAAAGUGUGCCAUCAUCUGCUCAUUGCUUUCAUCUUUGUAAUAGUUGGGCAUGAAAUGAUAUAAUCAACUAAGCAUUGAAAAAUGAAGUACAUUACAGUAUAUGACCAAAA